CCACCACCAGUCCACCACCACCACCACCACCCCGGACGACGGACGGGACGACAGAGGCCAUUAUGUCUUCUCCUUCCUCGGCCCACUGGGUGAGCCUCGUGGGCAGCAUCUGGCUGCAGACCAUCAACGGCCCCAACGCCGACUUCCCCGUCUACUCGUCGCAGCUCAAGGAGCUCAAGGGCAUCUCCCAGGUGCAGCUCAACUUCCUGGCCUUCGCCUCCGACGCCGGCAAGCUCUUCGGCUGGUUCUCGGGCGUCGCCGCGCUGCACGUGCCGCUCUGGCUCGUCGCCUUCGUCGGCGCCGCCUUCGGCCUCGUUGGCUACGGCGUGCAGUACCUCUUCCUCGACAGCGCCGGGCUCCGGUUCUGGCACCUCUUCCUACUCACCGCCCUCGCCGGGAACGGCAUCUGCUGGAUCAACACCGUCUGCUACCUCCUCUGCAUCGGCAACUUCGGGUCCAGGAGCCGCGUCGCCGUCAGCCUCGCCACCAGCUACCUCGGCCUCAGCGCCAAGGUCUACACCAGCCUCGCUGAGACCAUGCCCCGCCUGGCCGACUCCAAAGCCAAGGCGUACCUGCUCCUCAAUGCCGUCGUGCCGAUGAUCGUCACCGUGGCUGUGGCGCCCACCCUCAGGCUCUUCGACCUCAAGGGCGAGUCGAUGUCGACCACCGACACUGCAUUGCUCGUCAUGUUCGCCAUCACGCUCGCCACCGGCGCGUGCGCCGUCGUCGGCAGCAUCGGGUCUACAGCCAGCGGGCUGUCGUCGAGCGAGCACAUGGUCAGCCUCAGCGUGCUGCUGGCCAUUCCCGUGCUCAUCCCGGUCGCUCUCAGGGUCCGGGAGAGCAUGAACAAGAUACUGGAGGCCAAGCGGGAGAACAGGAUCCACGAUCUCGGCAGCGACGACGCCGUGGUUGUCAUCGAGAUGACGGACGCCAUAACCACCAAGGAGGAAGAGACCGUGGCGGCGGAGAUGCCCCAGGAGGAGGUCGGGGGACUGCAGCUGCUCAAGAAGCCGGACUUCUGGCUCUACUUCUUCAGCUACAUGUUCAGUGGCACCCUGGGUCUCGUCUUCUUGAACAAUCUGGGGCAGAUCGCCGAGUCGCGAGGUCUCGAGCAGACUUCAACUCUGGUCUCCCUGUCGUCUUCGUUUGGAUUCUUCGGUCGCCUCCUUCCCUCUUUCAUGGACUACUACUCUGCAAAAAGCGGCCACUCCAUAUCAAGAACUGCGUCCAUGGCAUCGUUGAUGGCGCCCAUGGCCGGCGCCUUCUUCCUGCUGCUGAACCCUGAAAACUUCUUCCUGUACGCGAGCACCGCCAUCAUCGGGACGUGCACGGGGGCGAUCACGUCGGUGGCCGUGUCGGCAACGAGCGAGCUGUUCGGCAGCAAGAACUUCGGCGUCAACCACAACAUCCUGGUGUCCAACAUCCCCGUCGGCUCCCUCUGCUUCGGCUACUUCGCGGCGUUCCUGUACCAGCGCGAGGCCGCCGCGCGCGGGGGCGCCACCUGCUCCGGCGCCAGCUGCUACCGGGAGACCUUCACCAUCUGGGGCGCCACCUGCGUGGUCGGGACGCUGCUCUGCGUCGUGCUCUACGUGCGGUCGCGCAGCUUCGCCGGGAGGCUGCCGGUGAGGUUAGCUAACUUGCUAGGCGCUAGACAGAGGGCUUAAUACAAGGCCCAUGAUUUUAACUUAGUGAUCAGAUCAUCACACACGACGCGUCGAUCUGCCUCGAUGCAGUGUAGCUUUUGUUUUCUUUUUUGGUUCUUGACUGAUCCCAUGGGGGAUACAGACAGAGAUCAGGGUGGACGACUGAGUAGAUAUUGUGCAGGUUGAUCACCUUUUCGCUGCAUAUAUUAUGCAUAUAAAGAGUGAUUGAAGAAGAAAAUCAGGUUUUCAUC
Messenger RNA from Lolium rigidum, 1894 nucleotides. Its product is annotated as protein NUCLEAR FUSION DEFECTIVE 4-like. The transcript has 2 exons. The record is from RefSeq and is a predicted model, not a curated record. Gene Ontology annotation, cellular component: membrane. Lineage: Eukaryota; Viridiplantae; Streptophyta; Magnoliopsida; Poales; Poaceae. Bases 63 to 1664 code for a protein of 533 amino acids.